CGCUUGCUUCCCCAAGAUGGCGGCCGCUAAAGAUGCUUGUGGCUCAGGAGAAGUGGUUGCAGGAAACGGUCGGCGGUACCACCUAGGGAUUCCUGAAGCCGUGUUUGUGGAAGAUGUAGAUUCCUUCAUGAAACAGCCUGGGAAUGAGACAGCAGAUGUAGUCCUAAAGAAGCUGGAUGAACAGUACCAGAAGUAUAAGUUUAUGGAACUCAACCUCGCUCAAAAGAAAAGGAGACUCAAAGGUCAGAUUCCUGAAAUUAAGCAGACUUUAGAAAUUCUAAAAUACAUGCAGAAGAAAAAAGAAUCCUCCAGUUCACUGGAGACCAGGUUCUUACUGGCAGAUAACCUGUACUGCAAAGCUUCCGUUCCUCCUACUGAUAAAGUGUGUCUGUGGUUGGGGGCUAAUGUAAUGCUUGAAUAUGAUAUUGAUGAAGCUCAGGCAUUGUUGGAAAAGAAUUUAUCGACUGCCACAAAGAAUCUUGAUUCUCUUGAGGAAGACCUUGACUUUCUUCGAGAUCAAUUUACUACUACAGAAGUCAAUAUGGCCAGGGUUUAUAACUGGGAUGUAAAAAGAAGAAACAAAGAUGAGUCCACCAAGAACAAAGCAUAAUGCUGGCAAUGAAAAAUGGGGUUCAGUUUUCCAAACAUGUUACUUUAAAUACCCCAAAGUUUGUCCUUAAAGCUUGAUUUGAUUUUUAACAGUAGGAAUGAUCAUUAAAACUUUCAAAAAAGGUAACCACCAUUUUAUUUAUUUAUAAAAACAAAAUUAGUUUCAAAUAUUUUAUGGAAUCAACAGUAUUUUUAUUUUUAUUUUUUUGCAUUUCCAACAAAAUAAAUGCUUCCAUCAUUUUGUUUGUUUGUCAUAAGAAAAAUCUUAGCUGAAAACUGAGCUAUGCUAUGAAAGCUGAAUUCUGCAUAGUUUAGCACAGUUUGUUUUUUAUUCGAUGUAUUUAAACCAGUUUAGAAGUAGGAAAAAUAGUUUGAAUAUUUGCAAAAUUAUUUUUCUUUAGUAUAUGUGUGGCUUUGUGUUCCUCUCUUGCUAUUAUUUGUCUUACAUAAUUGGAGUUUCAUGAAUUACUGAUUAGCCGGUAACAUCUAUUAUAAUAUCCUGUACUUUUCAGGAAAUGGUAAUUUGCCUUCCUAAACAGUAAGAGAGCUAUGGAGACAACAUUGUUUUCUUACCUUAUAUAAGUGCUCAGUGUCUUUGCAAUGCCAACAUAAGGGAGAUUUCAGCCAACAUGAAAUAACAAAAUUACCCACUUAACUCUUGGCUAAGGCAAUUUUGUAUUUAACAGUUCUCCAAAGCAGCUGAACAGGAAUAUUAAGAUAAAUACAAGUCUGCAACGGUUGAAAAGAUUUGUGAGCUUUUUUUAUUUAUGAUAAAGCCUCAUAGAAAUAAUAGAAAAUCCCCAUGGAAAGGUAUUUAUACAGUGGCUAGUAGUGGGUGUUCCAGAAUCUGGUAAAACCACAAAUGUAUUAUUCCAUCUCCAUGUAGUAAAAAGUAUACUUGUACAAUGUUUUGUACUUGUAUUUCAUGAUAUUAAAAAAGUGAAGUUAAAACUGUGGCAUGGCACCUUUUUUCUUGUUAUUCUUCCUGAAGUUAACGUGGGUCUUUUCACCUAUUUGUAAAGUUAAUUUACUUGUACGUAUAACUAGCAUGUCCUGAGAACUUCUUAUGUGUGUAGAAAAAACGUAAAAU
Molecule: messenger RNA, 1699 nt
Organism: Rhinolophus ferrumequinum (greater horseshoe bat)
Lineage: Eukaryota; Metazoa; Chordata; Mammalia; Chiroptera; Rhinolophidae
Gene: VBP1
Product: VHL binding protein 1
Exons: 6
Coding region: 17-610 (197 amino acids)
Biological process (GO): protein folding; microtubule-based process; tubulin complex assembly
Cellular component (GO): prefoldin complex; cytoplasm
Molecular function (GO): tubulin binding
Source: RefSeq, a predicted model, not a curated record